UGCGCAUUAAUGUGAUGAUUGGUGAAACUUUACAUUAAUAUUACCGCUAAUACAACUUUUCUGUUCAAAGCUGUGGAACAUGCUUCACCCUGAUUGGCUGUUUGACACGCAUUUAAGAUGAGCUCCGAGGUGUGUCCAUUCUGCGGGAAAACAUAUAAAAGGCUGAAGAGUCACCUGCCACAUUGCAAGGCAGCAGCGAAAUCCAAAACGCCUCCGACCGAACGUCAUGUCAGAAGGGAUCAGACGACAUCACCUUCUCAGCUGGUUGCAGGUUCCUCUGAACCAAUGGCAGAGGGGACACUGUCAACGGCGGCAAGUCCGCAGUCAAAGGAGAGGACAAAGGUGUCUGCUGUGUCAUCACCUGCAGCGCCUUUUAAGAGUGAGAACACAUCGUCUUUGUCACAGCCGCUGUCCCCAAGUCCUACACCACUUCCACCGUCAACUAAGAAGAAGAAACAGAAGCUGUCCGAACAAAUCAAGAUGGCCACCACCACCUCCUCCCUCAUCUCCUCCCCAGCCCUAUCUCUGUCUCCCUCUCCCACCAUCUCCAAACCAAAAAAGAAAAGUCUCCUCGCUCUGAUAGAAGCUGCAAAGUCCGACCAAGUUACUAAGGGAUCACUGGAAAGAAGCAGAUCUGCCGCAGGAGGCCUGCCGUCAGGUUCAGAUGCUCUAAAGUCAAGAACCACAGCACAGACGGAGACCAGCAUUAUUCCAGACAACGCCAGUUUUGCCCCUCCAUCCACAGACACUAAACCCAAAGAUGUCUCUAAAAAGAAGGUGUCAAAGACAAAGAGGGCUGUACAAUCUCUUUCCACAACCAAAGACACUGACUCUCACUCUCUGGAUUCUGAAAUAAAUGAAAGUGGCACAAGAUCCCAAGGAAGAGACAACGUCUGGGUGGACAACAAAGAGGAAAUGGAGGAUUUAUCUAUGAGUAAGAUGUUCUUAAAAUCCGGAAGUGGUCACCAGGCCAAGAUUAUCAUCCAGGAUGUCAAAGCCACGUUAGGCCGAGCUAAAAGCACCACUCAGUCCAGCAAGGGGAGGAUCCCGAGCCAGGCUGAAACUACUGACAACCUAAGCAGCAAAACCAGACUUGAUACUAGUCUCAGUCCAGUAAUGGCUCCAGCAGAGAAGCAAAAAGACGUUGUAAACUGCUUGGUAACAACUAAAACUCUGUCAGACCAGUUCCCCAGCGUCACUUCACCACAUCUGGAGCUGCAGUCAGUUCAGAAAAAAAGUCAGAAGUCUAAACAAACGUCUUUAAUCCCUCUGCAACAUGACGGUUCCUCUCAGCCCAGACCAACCUUCCCCGCACCUCCCGUCCUCUCCGGCCAUCUGUCGUCUCAAUCUACACCUCUUCCACGUACAGUCGGCAUGAAUGAGGGGCUGAAGGUGGGUCAUCCCAUGACAGAACUCCUCUCAAUAUCACCAUCACCCAUUCAGCUUCCCAGUCAUCUCACACGAGCUCCGCCGGCGAGGGUGGAGGCGGCGAGAGCUGCUCAUGGGUUGAAGCUUGAGGACAGGAAACAAAACACUGCUCACAGUCGAACCGAAGGUGCCGUGUCACCGCGGAGUCUUGGACAGGUGAGACUGAGGGAGUUACCUGAGUGGCUGGCCUGCAAAACCCCCAGCCAUCCAAGAGACGUAGUGGAAAUGGUGCAAAGAGGCUGGCACUGGUAUUACAGGAGGUACAUUGACGUGCGGAAAGGUGGUGUGGGUGGGCUGGGCAUGCUGGUGGCAGGAUACUGUGUGCUCAGCUACAUCUGGAGUUACCCUCAUAUAAGUAAAGCGUGAUCGCUGGAGGAAGUACCACUGAGGUCAAGGGAAGAUGUGUGGACAAGUGAGACUGAAUGUGGAAACAACAGCUGUGGCAGGAGGUUAGCUUUCAAGCUUCGUGAGCUUUAGAGGUGCUGGUAGGCAGAUUGUUAGCUGCUCCCCCUGUUUCCAGUCUUUAUGCUAAGCUAAGCUGACAGGCUGCAGAUUUAUAUUUAACUGACAAACAUGGGAGUGGUAUCAUCUAACUGUCUGCCAGAAAACGAAUUUCCCAAACUGUCAAACCAUCCCUUCAACCACCAGAGGAAUUGUCAUUGUGAUACUGGUAGUUUCAUCCUCAUUUGACUUGCACCCGAAAAGGGCAUCUGAAAGCCUGCGGGCAUGACACGACACUGCAGGUUAUGCAAAUUAAGACAUGUUUGAGUUUCAUUUCACAUUUAUUUAUUUAUUUAUUUUAUUUAGCUUGCUAUGUGCUAUGUGUUUUAGUUUAGUUUAGGAAGGGAAAUGUGAACAAGAAAGCUACUAAAAUUACUUUUUAAUUAAUUUAUCAAAAUAGUUUCAGUUCCUGAUGAGAUAUGUGUCCAUGUGUUUAAGUGUGAGUCCCAGGAGCUCCACUAGGUGUCAUUGUUGGGUUGUGUUAACAAAAACCAAAAGGGCUGGGCAGUACAAUGUUUGCUAUGCAGAGUUUUCUUAGCUCCUUUGUGCAGAGGCAUCGGUGCUGGCUUCCAUGAGAGGAUUAAAGGGAACCAACAGUUUUUAACCAGAUAAAAUCUUUCUCUGGGAGCGCAGAUGUAGAGAAACAUGAAAAACAUGCGAAACAUCCCGACAUCAGUAUCCAUGAAAAGAUCCUAUCUGUGGAGCAGAGGGAGCGCAAAUCUGUUUUUCCUUGGAAAUGUUUUCCCCCUGUCACAUGAUGUUAUUAUGCAUGCUCAGGCUGUGUGUCUGUGUGUGAACACUCACAGAAUGGUAAUGGAGGGACACUGAAGGAGGUUCUCAGCCGGACUGGACCAGUUUGUUAUUGUAUUCUUUGUAUUGUAUGAAUUUAUUGUUGACUCUCCUUGCUGCUGUAGUGAACACACAUUAGCUACAAAUGAAGAAAUGACAGUAUUUUUGUAACGAUUUUUCCUGACGCCGCUUCUUGGCCAACACAAUAAAAAAUAAUUUCCAUUUUCUCGUGUGUUUUUUUUUUUUAACAUUCGUUUUUUUUUUCUCCAUACAAAAUUAUAAAUAUUUUGUGUUUCACUUUUCAAUUUUGUACAAAACAGCAAACUAUACAAAUCAAGUGAGACAAAAAAAAAAAACAACAACAGUGAGGCAGAAAUGGAGGCAGAAACAACAAAUCUGCACUGAAAGUAGGGGAGAAAAAGCACAGUAUGUUCCUACCAGGCCCUCAGACACUGAUAUGCAUCCAGAUAACAAUGUUUUACCAACACUGGACAUGUCCCUACUUUGUGCAAGUCUAAAACGAAACUUCCUUGUGGAUGCAAGUGCUAAAGAGGCACAAAAUCUUGCAGCAACUGCUGCGAUGGCCACUGGCACUCAAACACAAAAACAAGAAGAAGAAGAAGAAGAAGACGGAUGUGUUCUCUAUCACCCCAUAUAAAAGGCCUUCAGUUUGCUUCUGUAGCCUACAGGCAAGCAUAUUUCACAGACACGUUUAUAAGAGAAAGGUGGCACUAUCCAGAAUCAACCCCGGGAGGAUUUCACACAUUUAACCUAAGCUUUGGUCCUGUGUUGGGUUUGGCUGAAAUUGCCCGUUCUUUCUUACACUACAGUACAGAUUUCUGUAGACUUUUACGCAAAAAAAAAAAAAAAAAGUUAAUCAAAAAACAAACACAUGGCCAAUAUUUAAGAUUAAUUAUUUAUCAUAAUGAAAUAUCAGAGUCAGUUAAGUUUUGGCUCUAAACACUAAAAGAAAACUGAAACAUUCUCGAGACAAAUCCAGCACCAAAGUCAUGUUGGGAGCACGGCUUCAGAACAAACACUCCAUCUUUUUCUUUUUUUUUUACUUUAACAGCCACAGAGCUGUUGUCACCAGCACAAAGAAAUAAAGACCUGAGGGUGAUUCUGGACAUCACUUCACUCUCCUAUUAAUUUUGGUUGCGCUGCUGAGAGGGAAAACAGAGGAUGUGUGAGAAAUGCUUAAAAAAAAAAAAAAAA
This is a messenger RNA of Seriola dumerili (greater amberjack), 3933 nucleotides long. RefSeq lists its product as uncharacterized. Bases 118 to 1794 code for a protein of 558 amino acids. Gene Ontology annotation, biological process: proton motive force-driven mitochondrial ATP synthesis. The transcript is spliced from 5 exons. Gene Ontology annotation, molecular function: proton-transporting ATP synthase activity, rotational mechanism. NCBI's taxonomy places the organism in Eukaryota, Metazoa, Chordata, Actinopteri, Carangiformes, Carangidae. The record is from RefSeq and is a predicted model, not a curated record.